Messenger RNA from Hypomesus transpacificus, 835 nucleotides. Its product is annotated as histone H4. Bases 427 to 738 code for a protein of 103 amino acids. Gene Ontology annotation, biological process: nucleosome assembly. Gene Ontology annotation, molecular function: structural constituent of chromatin; protein heterodimerization activity; DNA binding. Lineage: Eukaryota; Metazoa; Chordata; Actinopteri; Osmeriformes; Osmeridae. The record is from RefSeq and is a predicted model, not a curated record. Gene Ontology annotation, cellular component: nucleosome. The transcript has a single exon.
CCUAGUUCAUGUUGUUGAGAAGCUAUUGACUUUGAAACGUGUUAGCAUUUCGUGCCCACGAAUUAGCAUUUCAGUCUGGGGCUCCGUAAAAUCGAGGUCCUCCAUCGCCAGAAAUCGUUCAGAUUACAAUUAUAGGCCUGUUUUAGCUAUCUAGUCUGAAGUGUCUCAAGCCAGGUGUUUAUCAAAUGUCAAACAAAUAAUAAUAUGUACAAGGACGUCUACAUAUCUCUGAUAAAUGAAAACAACUUAAUCUAUAAAUGUGGACUAAUAGCCUAUAUUUUCCCUCUCUGACUUAAGUUCCCUCCCAUUGCAACGCUCUCCAAGUAAAGAACUGGCCUCCUUCACGUCCGCUUAGUCAACAUAAACAUCCCGGCGCUGUUCAAGCAAGACCACUAUUGACACUGUCAGCGAAGUAGAGAUAUCAGCAUGUCAGGAAGAGGCAAAGGAGGCAAAGGACUCGGAAAAGGAGGCGCCAAGCGUCAUCGCAAGGUUCUCCGUGAUAACAUCCAGGGUAUUACCAAGCCCGCCAUCCGCCGCCUGGCUCGCCGAGGUGGCGUGAAGCGUAUUUCAGGCUUGAUCUACGAAGAGACACGCGGCGUGCUGAAAGUGUUCCUGGAGAACGUCAUCCGUGAUGCCGUGACCUACACCGAGCACGCUAAAAGGAAGACCGUGACCGCCAUGGACGUGGUCUACGCGUUGAAGCGCCAGGGACGUACUCUGUACGGCUUCGGCGGCUAAGUUAUCAAGCAGGCAAACCGAUAUUCAACUUAAAGGCUCUUUUAAGAGCCACCCACAUGUAACGCAUCAGAAACAAUAUUUCCAUGCACCGGGUGUU